This is a messenger RNA of Aphanomyces astaci, 1443 nucleotides long. RefSeq lists its product as hypothetical. The coding region runs from base 60 to 1283 and encodes 407 amino acids. Gene Ontology annotation, cellular component: cytoplasm. The transcript has 9 exons. Gene Ontology annotation, biological process: cytoplasmic translation. The record is from RefSeq and is a predicted model, not a curated record. Lineage: Eukaryota; Oomycota; Saprolegniomycetes; Saprolegniales; Verrucalvaceae. Gene Ontology annotation, molecular function: GTPase activity; GTP binding.
CGAAAACCAGGCCAUUCAUCCAUCAUCGGGAGUGCUAGAGGGCAUCAGGAAGGAGCAUCAUGGGGAUCGUUGAUAAGAUCAAGGAGAUAGAGGAUGAGAUGAAGCGGACCCAGAAGAACAAGGCCACGGAAGGGCACUUGGGGCACCUCAAGGCCAAGUUGGCCAAGUUGCGCACGGAAUUGCUCGACGGCGAAAAGUCCAGCGGAGGCGGUGGCGAAGGCUUCGACGUGGCGCGCAGUGGGGAUGGCCGCGUGGCGUUGAUCGGGUUCCCCUCUGUGGGCAAGUCGACGUUGCUCAGUCAAUUGACCGACACAGUAUCGGAAACGAACGCCGUGGAGUUUACCACGUUGACUUGCAUUCCUGGGAACCUCAUGUACAACGACGUCCGGAUCCAGCUGCUCGAUCUGCCUGGGAUCAUCGAAGGCGCGUCGCAUGGCAAGGGCCGCGGUCGCGAAGUGAUUGCCGUGUCCAAGUCGGCCGACAUGAUCCUCAUGGUGCUCGACGCCGGGCGCGAAGAAGGCAACCGCCACCGCACGAUCCUCGAAAACGAGCUGGAAACCGUGGGGCUUCGCUUAAACCGCAACCCGCCAGACAUUUACUUUCGCAAAAAGGCGGGCGGCGGGGUCCAGUUCAACGCUACCGUUCGAUUGACCAAGCUCGGAGACGACCCAGCCAAGACAGUAUACAAAAUCCUGCAUGAAUAUCGCAUGCACAAUUGCGAACUGCUGUUCCGGGAAGACUGCACCGUGGACGACCUCAUCGAUGUGCUCGAAGGCAACCGCAAGUACAUCAAGUGCCUCUACGUGUACAACAAGAUCGACGUCGUGUCCAUCGAAGACGUCGACCGCCUUGCGCGCCUCCCGCACUCUGUCGUGAUUGCAUGCGAACACAAGGGCCGCCCCGCGCUCAACUUUGACCAUUUGCUCGCAACCAUGUGGAACUACAUGGGGCUCACACGUGUGUACACCAAGCGCCGGGGCGAACAACCGGGGCUAUUGGAACCGGUGGUGCUGUCGUCUGAACGCAAAGGCACGACGGUCAACUCGGCGUGUCUGUCGAUUUCCAAGGACAUGCUCGACAACUUCAACUUUGCGCUUGUGUGGGGCACGAGUACCAAGUACAACCCCCAGCGCGUGGGCAAGGAACACGUGCUGCAAGACGAAGACGUGCUCCAAGUCGUGACGCUGACUGUGACCCAGCAAAAGCACGCGAAAAACUACAACCAAAAGGUGCAGGCCCACUGGGACAAGUACAAAGCCAAGAAGAAGGCACUCAAGACGUAGUGAUUGAACGACCAUAAUGGACGAAUAUGCCAUCAUUACAAUAUGAAUGACAAGCAACGGUGCUGCUGUCGUGUCCAUACAUAUAUGGGCGGGCGAGGCAGCAUCUGUGACGAGGUUAUUACACGAAGUAUACAACACGAGUCGUUUUAGAUACAACGUG